Messenger RNA from Poecilia reticulata (guppy), 3052 nucleotides. Its product is annotated as putative monooxygenase p33MONOX. The record is from RefSeq and is a predicted model, not a curated record. Gene Ontology annotation, cellular component: cytoplasm. NCBI's taxonomy places the organism in Eukaryota, Metazoa, Chordata, Actinopteri, Cyprinodontiformes, Poeciliidae.
UUUGAAAUGGUGUGGAGCGGCAAAGUGAGAAGGAUGGAAAAAAGAGAGCAAGAAAAAGCCAAAAACUGGACACAUAUUUUGUUCGUUGUCUUGGAGAUGAAGCGGAGUUUUUUUGUUGGCAGCGAUUCAGACACGCCAAAACUGCCAGCCCAGCCAGGGAGCCAGGAUAGUUACAGUUGCAUCAGUGGCAUUGCUGCUCUCCCACAAUGCAUUGCCAGAGGCGUUUGUGUUCAUCCGACAGAUCAGUAUAACCAUUACCUCCACUCCUUCUAACCCAAGUCAGAGCAACAAAACUGGAAGGUUCUCCCUUGUCUCAACUUGUUAAUUAACUGCAGCUAUGUCUGGAUCUGGUGACUUACCAGCCAUCGAGGGUUCUGGGAUGGGUGGGAUGAAACUCCCUGUUGGAAUGACUCGACGGGCCCUCAGCUACGACGACAACCUGGAGGCCCCCAUGUCCACGCCGCCUCACGACAUCAGCAUCAACAACCUGUGGAGGCGGCCUGUAAUACCGGAGAGGAAGUUCUCCCAGCUGGCUGAGGAGGAUGAAGGCGGCGCCGUCAAACAGGCUGCCGGGCAGGAUGGCGCCCUCUUCAAGGCUCCAGCUGUAGUGAAAACUAAGGCUUCGUCCAUCAUCAUGAAUUCUCUCAUCACCAAACACACUCAGGAAAGCAUGUACAAGUUUGAGCAGACGGUGGGCCUCACCGACACCAGUUACACUCCACACAAAGGCCUGACAGCGGAGGAGACGAGACACCACCACCGCGUCCCCGAGUCCCUCCAGAAGCUGCAGAUCCAAAGCCUGGAGGCCAGAGAAGAGAAAUCCUCCUCUGCCCAGUCCACUCCAUCGAACACUCCGCACAGCUCGCCGAAGCAGCAGCGCAGAGGCUGGUUCGGGAGUACGGGGUCAGAGGUCAGCAUCAGCUCCUCUAACAGCAGUGUGGACAUGGGAGGAGGAGGAGCGGCGGGAGAUCCAGGCGUAGGUGGAGCGGUCGAGCGGUGGGGCGUAUUUGGGCCUCGACUUCCUGUCCAGAGUUCAGCCUCUGACGUGGGAUCAGACGGUUCUGCUGCAGCAGGCUUUGCCAUCCAGGCGUACCGUGGAGCCCAGAAGCCGACCCCCAUGGAGGUGAUGAAGUCGCAGGCCACACGGCUAGUUGACAACCCCCAGAGGGUGUCCCCACCCAAAAUGGAGAUCCCCACGGUGGAGGGUCGGCGGCAGGGAGCGCGGCCACACAAGCUCAAACACCGAGACAUGAACAUCCUGACGCCGUCCGGCUUCUGAGACGAACGCCGUCGAUACGACCAAGGUCCCAUGACAUGAAAAAAACACCCUAGAGUUCCUCAUUUUACUGUUCACAGUCCCUUAUUGUUCAGGUUAAACAGAAACAUGAGUCUUACUGUUUCCAAAGAAAUUCUUUUUGUGCUUGCUGCUCAUUUGAUGUUUAUAUUUUCUAUAUAUCAUUAAUAAAAUAAACUCCAGUCAGACUGAAAGCAUUUUAAACCCCCCUGGGUUUCAUUUAUUUAUUCAGGAGGAAUUCAAAAUUUAUUGAAAUCCAUUGAGUUUGUAACUUUGUAUGAGAACAGUGACCAUCUAUUAUAACUGUAAUGUCAAACAAGUGGCUAGUUGAACUCCAGCUGAAGGUUUUUCAGAACCAGAGCUCUAAAGUUCAGACGUUCGGCAGCUCAGACUGUGUUCAUGCUAGAGCAUAUAGCUUCGGUUAGCUAAUCUCUAAAAAUAAUGUUAAAUAUUUUCUUUCCUCAUGCUUUUGGUUUAUGUCACCUUGUUUAUUAUGUUGAUAAUUUUUAACCAUCUUUUUUGUUUGUUUUACAAAAAAUAGCUAGCAUGAAAAACAUAGUUUCACCUUUGGAUUAAUUCAUAGGCAUUUACCCUCAUUUCAUCCCUUCCUGCUUCACACUCAUGUACAUUACUAAUUUUUUGGUUGUUUAUAUUUUUAGUCAAGUAUUUUCAUGAAUUAUGCAGAUAUAUGCGCAUAAAAAAGUCAAAUCUCAUGUAAAACGUAAUUAAUUCCGCUUCAUUUUGUCUUAUUUCCAUUAAUCCUUAUGAAAAAUGACGCCCCGAUCAAACCAAAAUAACUCAGAGCGACUUUUUAUGUUGAAUGUUAUUUGAGUCACAUUUCCUGAGCAUUAGAGCCAUUGCAUAUAAAAGAUGAAAUGAAAGAAAUAAUGUCUCCAAACUCAGAAAUUCUUACAUUAUCUUCAUAUAUUUAUGAGAAAACAAUUAGAUAUUCUCCAAUGUGGAAUGUAGAAUGUUAAUACAGGGGAAAAAAAGUAAUUCUACACGAUUAAUGCAUAAAUUGUGAUAAUUAAGCUGAUGUAUUUGCUGACUUUAUGUAAUCAAAUAUUUGCUACAAAAAAUGCAAGUCGUACAUUUUUCCUGUAUGUGAACAUCUCCAGUGUUCAGACUCACUGAUUAGGCGUUUAUUCCAGAUCCUGUUUGAGGCAUUCAUAGUGAAUCCAAACCCAGAAUAUCUAAAUUCUUUUUCUUGCAAAUAUUUAACAUUAAUGUAGAAGAUUUUAAGGGUUUUUUUUUUUGCAGAAAUUAGUUUUUUGUUUAUUUAUAUCUCCAACAGCCCAGAUACUCUGUCAUAUUGACGGCACUCUGAGGAAAAAUCUUCUGAAUUGACAGCUAUCACAGUCUAAACUCUGUUGUAUUCAUCUCACUAUUUUUGCUGGGCACCCAAAAAAAAAAAAUCACUUUUCGUGGGACCUUUGAGCCGUGACCACUUAGUAUAAACUUUCCAACAUGUCCGCCACAAACAACUCAACAGAAAAACAGUAAAACAUUUCUAUAUGUGCUGAUGUUGCGUGUAAAAUCAAAUCCUCUCUUUCACCUUUUGCUGUUUAAACUGUUAUGUGAAGCUUCAACAGACACCUGCUGUUUUGUUCAGCUGAAGUUAAAACGUGAUUAUGGUCCCAGAUGUAACGAUGCACUUUAUCCCCUGUAGAAACUGUUUUCAUUUGCCUUGUUGAUGAGGCACCAAGCAGGACGGGACGAAGAUGUCGAACCACUUAAGUGUUGAUCAAACCAACAGAG